Molecule: messenger RNA, 1415 nt
Organism: Juglans regia (Persian walnut)
Lineage: Eukaryota; Viridiplantae; Streptophyta; Magnoliopsida; Fagales; Juglandaceae
Product: V-type proton ATPase subunit d2-like
Exons: 11
Coding region: 143-1198 (351 amino acids)
Biological process (GO): vacuolar acidification; vacuolar transport; proton transmembrane transport
Cellular component (GO): vacuolar proton-transporting V-type ATPase complex; proton-transporting V-type ATPase, V0 domain
Molecular function (GO): proton-transporting ATPase activity, rotational mechanism
Source: RefSeq, a predicted model, not a curated record
CUAGCUCAGCCCCAUUCCAGUGGGAUCAAAGAGCUCGCAUGGGAAUGCCAAAGGGUAGUUUGGAGAUUCUACUGUUGCCUAGCUUCGAACCAGAUCGACUCCUCCUCCUCUUUGGCUCUUCCUGAAUUGUUUUCUGGAAGAAAUGUACGGCUUUGAAGCGCUAACCUUCAACGUUCAUGCUGGGUACUUGGAGGCCAUCGUGAGGGGGCACCGGGCUGGCCUGCUUACUGCCGCUGAUUACAACAAUUUGUGCCAGUGCGAAACCCUUGAUGACAUCAAGAUGCACCUUUCCGCAACCGAAUACGGUCCUUACCUCCAGAACGAACCUUCCCCGCUGCAUACCACAACUAUUGUAGAGAAAUGCACUCUUAAACUGGUUGAGGAUUAUAAGCACAUGUUAUGCCAAGCAACAGAGCCCUUGUCAACCUUUCUAGAGUAUAUAACAUAUGGUCACAUGAUUGACAAUGUUGUCCUGAUUGUCACUGGAACCUUGCAUGAGAGAGAUGUUCACGAGCUCUUGGAAAAAUGCCAUCCAUUGGGCAUGUUUGACAGCAUUGCUACCCUGGCAGUUGCUCAGAAUAUGCGAGAGCUUUAUAGGCUGGUUCUUGUUGACACACCCUUGGCCCCAUACUUCUCUGAGUGUAUCACAUCAGAGGACUUGGAUGACAUGAACAUUGAAAUAAUGAGGAACACUCUUUACAAGGCAUACCUAGAGGAUUUUUACAGGUUUUGUCGGAAACUUGGAGGUGCCACAGCAGAGAUUAUGUCUGACCUCCUCUCCUUUGAGGCUGACAGAAGGGCUGUCAAUAUCACCAUAAAUAGUAUUGGAACUGAGCUCACCCGAGAUGAUCGCAAAAAAUUGUACUCUAACUUUGGUUUACUUUACCCCUAUGGCCACGAGGAGCUUGCCAUCUGCGAGGAUAUUGACCAGGUCCGUGGCGUUAUGGAAAAAUAUCCUCCUUAUCAGUCUAUUUUCUCUAAAUUAUCUUAUGGAGAGAGCCAGAUGCUAGACAAGGCAUUCUAUGAAGAGGAGGUGAAAAGGCUUUGCUUAGCAUUUGAGCAGCAGUUCCAUUAUGGUGUUUUCUUUGCGUACAUGAGAUUGAGGGAGCAGGAGAUAAGGAACCUGAUGUGGAUUUCAGAAUGCGUGGCUCAGAACCAGAAGUCCAGGGUUCAUGACAGUGUUGUCUUCAUAUUUUAGUCAAAUUUUCACCGUUAAAUAAGAUAAUAAGUUGUUCUUUUGCAUAACUUCUGUAAGUCUCCUUGUUUCAUCGUCCAAUGCUUAGCAGAGAUGAGCUUACCUAUAUCAGUUGUGAGAUUAUGUAAAAAGUUUACGAGAUAUUGCUUUUUAGAGGGGAACUUAUUGUAUGGUAUUGGUUGUGAGGAGAAAUUGGAUUUUAUUAUUAUUAUUAUUAUUA